Molecule: messenger RNA, 618 nt
Organism: Alnus glutinosa
Lineage: Eukaryota; Viridiplantae; Streptophyta; Magnoliopsida; Fagales; Betulaceae
Exons: 2
Coding region: 1-618 (205 amino acids)
Source: RefSeq, a predicted model, not a curated record
AUGGAAGCUUUGUCGACGAUGUGGGGAAAAAUCAAUCUGCUUGAGAAGGAAGAUGUGAAAGUACAUAUUGGCGAUGAAAGUGCAGAACCAUGGUCAGGCAAGGGCCAAUUCUACUUGGUUGGGAAAUUGUUGGCAGAUCGGGUGGUCCCUAAGGAUCUUUUUAGGGUUCACAUGAAGAGGGCAUGGAAGAUUCUGGGUUCAGUUUCUUUUAAGGUUCUUGGGGAAAAUCUCUUUGUUAUUGAAUUUGAACAUGACUGGGAGAGGAUCCAGGACGACUUCACAGCCCCUUCCGAGAUGGCUUUUGAUAAAGCAUCAUUCUGGAUAAGGAUGUAUAAUCUGCCAUUAGCAUGCAUGAACUCUAUGAUUGGACACCAAGUUGGUUCAACCGUGGGUUUGGUGGAAGAAGUUAAAGCCAACGAAAGGGAGAUGGCAUGGGGGGAGUAUCUUCAGGUUCAGAUUGUUAUUGAUCUCACAAAACCUUUGGAUCAGGGGAGGAAGCUUACUAUAAAAAAUAAGUCAACUUGGAUAGUUUUCAAAUAUGAAAAGCUGCCCAAUUUUUGUUACAAUUAUGGUGUAGUGAGACAUGGCAAGAACGGGUGUGAAGCGAAUGGAGCCUAG